AUGUCUGGAGCAUUCCAGCAACCCCUCCGCUUCUCAAGUGAGGGGGAUCGUCGGGGGGUUGAUGCGGGCAGACCCAGACCGAGUACGAGCCGCCGCCGUGACAAGCCACAGCUUUCCUGCAAUCUCUGCCGGCGCAAGAAGUUGAGAUGUGAUCGCCAGCAGCCAUGCUAUAAUUGCGCUGGGCGCGGACUUUCCUGCACUUAUGCACAAAAUCCUGACAAUGGAGAACCUUCAUCUUCUGUCGGCGAAUCACAACUUACAAUGCAGGACCGCCUGGCCCAUCUGGAAAGAUUGGUCAAGGUUCUAAUGCCAGGCCCUUCAAGUCAGCCCAGCCCCAACGCUGUCACAGCUUCAGGCACCAGUGGCGACGUCACGGUUGCUCGGAUAUACGACAACUCACUUGUCGAUGCCUCCGCGGAUGUCCGUUCAGAGUGCGGGAGCAUCAGUGCCGCAGCUACGGAGCUUCCCUACAUUGGUGACGACCACUGGGCUGCUAUUCUGGAAAGCAUUUCCGAGUUGAAGCACCAGGUCGAUAGAGAUGAGCAGACAAGGAUGGAUGAUACCGUCGAAGAUGGUAAUCCGCCCAUGAGGCGCCGAUCUCCACAUGCCCUUCUCCUCUAUGGCUGUCCUCGUGCCCGGUCGCGAGAGGAGAUUUUAUCUGCUCUACCGCCUAAGCCAGCGGUCGACCGUUAUGUUUCGUUUUAUUUCAACCACCUUUCGCUAGCUUACUCUAUUCUUCACUCCCCCAGCUUCCUUCGCGAGUAUCAAAAAUUCUGGGAAGCGCCUUCUGAAACUCCAAUCGCUUGGAUCGGCCUGCUAUAUACCAUCAUCUGCCUUUCCGUAAUUGCCUCAAAGGAUAACAAUGAGAUUCGGGACAAGGCUGAAGACGAACAAUUGCGUCUCCAGAUCGAUUCAUAUCACGAAAAGAUUGUUCAAUGUCUGAUCUUAGCUGAAUACACCAAAACCGGCCCGCAUAUCCUAGAAACCAUGAUUCAUUACGCUCACAUAGAGUUCGCCAUCCAUCCAGAUGCCAACACUGACCUGUGGUACCUUUUCGGCAUUGUCGCAAACAUGGCAAUGCGCAUGGGCCUGCACAGGGACCCGAUUCACUUCAAGGGAAUAACACCCCUCCAGGCUGAGAUGCAGCGCCGGAUCUGGUCGUCGCUCUUGAUGGGAAAUAUUAUCAUUUCUGGCCAAGUGGGAAUGCCUCGCAUGAUCUCAGCUGCGCAGUACGACACCGCCGAGCCCCGAAAUCUGACUGAUGCAGACCUCGAUUCAGCUCAUACGGGCGGAAUGGCUGAGCUACCUCCAUCGCGACCAGAGACUGAAUACACUCCAAUACUCGGCGUCAUUGCAAUGAGGAGGAUCGUAGAAGCUCUGGGCCAAAUCUCGGAACUUAGAGCCGCUGUGACGCCGUGCACAUACGGAGAAGUCAUGCGUGCCGACGGCGGUUUACAACGAGCAGCCGACAGUAUCCCUCCUCCAAUGAAAAUGAAGCCCAUGGCGGCCAGUAUAACUGAUUCACCCCAUGCGAUAAUGUGGCGACUAUUCAUCGGUCAUAUAUUCUACAAGGGGCAGAUAAUGCUCCACCAGCCGUACAUGUUUGCUUCUGCAAGAGAGGAUAUUCAUGCUUACUCUCAAAAGACGUGCCUGGAUGCAUCGCUGAGCAUGCUCGAGAUUCAGGGAGAUUUAGACGAGGAGACACGCCCCGGGGGACAAAUAUCGAUGAUGCGAUGGCGAGUCUCUUCCAUCAUGAAUAACCAGUUCCUGACGGCGACGAUGAUCCUUUGUUCGAUGUUGCACCGCGGAGUGACGCUUGGGAGAGAGGAGGAGAUUAAAUCAGAGCUACGGAAGACUCGAACAAUUUGGAUGCGGGGCAGCCGCAACUCCCGAGAAGCCCAGAAAGCCGCAGAGGCCGUCAAUUUCGUUCUUUCUAACUCUACAGGUGGGUUAUCCACCGAGCUGUUCGGCGCAGACCCAUCAGGGCAGGCUGUCGACCCAUUCAUGUUGGAUACAAUCAACCGGGAAGGUGUAUAUUUUGGAGAACAAGGCUUGAGCACUGAUCUCUUAGAGACGUUCGACUUCAACAUGGGCUCAGUCCUAGAGACACCAACUCCUCCUAGCGAGGAAAAUCGGAACGGCAACACCGCCUUCGAAACUGAUCAUAUGGAAGCGAAUCUUGAUCUCGGAGAUGCAGGGACGUCGAUGGCAUGA
This is a messenger RNA of Clonostachys solani, 2214 nucleotides long. The record is from the annotation of a GenBank genome assembly. Lineage: Eukaryota; Fungi; Ascomycota; Sordariomycetes; Hypocreales; Bionectriaceae.